Messenger RNA from Gavialis gangeticus (Gharial), 3329 nucleotides. RefSeq names its product transmembrane protein 47-like. NCBI's taxonomy places the organism in Eukaryota, Metazoa, Chordata, Crocodylia, Gavialidae. The transcript has 3 exons. Gene Ontology annotation, biological process: cell-cell adhesion. The record is from RefSeq and is a predicted model, not a curated record. Gene Ontology annotation, cellular component: cell-cell junction. Bases 146 to 664 code for a protein of 172 amino acids.
GGCGCCCCCGCCCCUGCCGCCGGCUCGGCGCGGGGUGGGGCGGGGGCCCCUGUACGCGCCGCGCGCAUCUCUGCAAACUUUGCUUCGCGUCCCCAGCCCCCGAGCCCACUGGAGGCAGCCCGGCAUCUGCCUGUCACCUGCAAGGAUGUCCACGGACGAGGUCUACGUCUUCCGUCCCUUCAAACUCAUUGCCUUGUUCUGCGUUUUCAUCGCCCUCGCCUUGGACGUGGUGGCCCUGCUGAGUCCUGCCUGGGUCACUUCCGAGCACUACUCGCUGUCCCUGUGGGAGGCCUGCAAACAGUCCACGGAUGUGUGGCACUGUCUGUCCACCUUAAAGACAGACUGGCAAGUAGCUACUCUGGUGUUAAUCCUGACAGCAGCUACCAUUACCUUGUUGUCAUUUCUUGUCUCCCUAAUCUCCUUCUGCCUGGGGACCUAUAGGCGAUAUUACAGAAUUGUUGCUGUUCUCCUCUUUGCUGCAGUGGUCUUGCAGGUCUGCGCUUUGAUUCUCUAUCCAAUCAAAUUCAUCGACAGCAGCAUGCUGAGGAGCUACCAUGAAUUCAACUGGGGGUAUGGCCUGGGCUGGGGAUCUGCUAUCUUCAUGCUGGGUGCAGCCAUCCUUUACUGCCUGCGCACAGACAUUUAUGAGGAUGCCUAUUACUAAGGCAGGCAGAGGAGGUGACUGGCCACAUCUAUAUCAUUGGACUACUAUUAGAUUGACUGGACCAGAGUGGGAGGGGCAGGAGGGUAGGAAAGGGGGUUGGUGGAUCCACAAGACAUCGAAGCACAAGCUUGGCAGCAAGUAGACAAAAUUAAUGAAAGAGGUGGACAUGAAGAUGUGGAAGUGGAUGCUCAUCAAGAGGUUGGGGAAAUAUGGAACAAAAUGGGCUAUAGGUCAUCAGUCCUAUUCCGUUUCUCAUGCAUUUCCCUUCUUUUUUAACACAGGGAAGUAGCAUGUCCUGCCUUUUAGAGCAUGGCUUACAUUGGUUAAGAGGGACAUCUUUGCUUUUAUUUUGAUAUAUUUUCACAUCCCUGGUGCUCUAGAAAUAAUAUACUAUUUGGGUCUUUUAAAGACUUAUUUGUAAGACAUGAGUUGGGAGUGUAAUCAUGUGGUUUUGGGAAGCUUUUAGAUGAAGGCAUGCAGAGUUUGCAUCUCCUUUUGCAGUCUUCUCUGUGCAUAAUGUGUUCUGAUGUGGAAAAGAAUAAAUUAAAGAACCUGCCACAGCCUGCAUACACAUUUCUUUCAGAGAUUUUAAUGGCUUGGGUGACCUAGUCACUGCAGGGUAUGAAGAGAGGCCAGAGUUGAAACGGUCUGGGAUGUAAAUAGGCAUGAAGUGCAGAUUAAGCUCUUUGGAGCUAACAUGUGAAGCAGAUGCAGCAAAGGGGUCCUGCAAAAUGUUCAUUCCUGAAAUAAUUUUGAGAUUUGUAGCUUGAAUUUUUUUAGUCCAUGUUGAUCAAAGGACUUUUUUUCUUUAAAAAAAUCGGGGGGGAAACUCAAUCUGGUUUAACGGUAAUUUAAACAGCAUUGCCACAAACCAAUGGAAGCACCCAAAUUAGGACAGUUACUGCAAAACCUGUGUUACCACAGCCCCACUGAUAUAAUGAAGUAGCAGUUGGCAGGGCAUGAAUUUGUACCAUAUUCAUAAACCAAGGCUGAGUUGUAAAAGUGCCUUCAACUAGAAAUGUAGGGUGUGUGACCUAAGCUUUUUACUGUAUUACAGCUCAUGUAGGUCAGUUAUAAAUUGCUGUUUCCAUGGAUUUACAUUGCAUGCACUGAAAAUGUGUGUGGAGUAUUCCUUUUGAAAUAUUCCUGGUUAACAUGCAAUCCAUGUCCCAGUUUUCGUAUGGUUUACGUCAGGGGCAUCAAACAUACAGCGUGCAGGCCAAAUCCAGCCCACAGAGCCAUAUGAUCUGGCCUGCAGGUUUAUGUGCCAGCCCUGCAUGCUGCAUGUAGGCUGGACCCCAUGCCUCAUGUGCUGCAAGCUGCACGGGGGGUUGGUCUGGGGGGGGUGCAUGCAGCCUGCACCCUGGACAUCUGUCAUGUGCAGUGCUGGAUCCAGCCUGCACUCCAUGGGCAGCAUGCACAUCAUACCAGUAUCAGGGUAUGUGGGCACAGCAAGCCCCUAACCCAGUGUGUGCUGCAUGCAGCAUGUGGGGCUGUGCCCUGGCCCACACUCCUGUGCUGCCUGCAGUGCUGGAUUCAGUUUGCAUGCCAUGGGCAGAGUACACCUUGUGCUGGCUUGAGGGACUGGACCAUGCUGUUUGUGGCAGACAGGCUGGACCUGACACUGUGGCUACUCCACAGGAGUGUCUGUCUCUGUUCAGCCCAUAGACUGGCUCAGGAAUGCUCCUCUAGUUUAUGGGAUUGGAUGAGUUUAAAACCCUUGGUUUAAGUAGAACACUUUUUUUAAAUGGGCAAUGUAAAAUCAAAGUUAAGUCAUACAAGGUAAAAGGUUCUUGUAGUUUCCCAUCAGCUAACUGAAAGCCCAGUUAUCUACUAUGAACCAGAUUUUAUUCCACCUAUUCAGCCCCUAAGUAUGAUCCUAUCCCUCCUUGGAAAACUGUUCAUGACAAGAUAGAUGCGUCUUCCUCCUGUUCAGUGCUUUCUGUGACUUAAUUUUAAGGCUAAUAUGACAGAGUGUUUAAAAAAAAAGGCACAUCAGUAUUUUUGCAGAGAUCUGAGCCAGGUGGGAUAGGACCACAGUUAGGCAUUUAAGUCCAGCUGUAUACCUAAUAUCUGUAAUAGGAUCUGGACCUGUGUGUAAAUAGGAACUCGCAUUCACUAGUUUUCAUAAACAGUUUUAGAGGGUUCCUUGAAAACCCCAGUCCCACUGUAACAUUACUAGAAAAACUAAUCUAUCAGCAUUGAUGCAUUAUUAAUUUUUUACUUGGGAAUGUGAGAAACCACUGCAUAUAAAUCAAUGCCUUACAAUAUAUUCAGGAGGUCCCCAUAAAUGCUCACCAAAUUCACUCCUGCUGUGGCUUCCUGGUCCUCAUGGUCCACAUGUUUAGUGGACCAUGUUCUGUAUGACUCUCUUGUCCCCUUAAGAUGAGUACAAAAAGGAGCAAAAUUGGAACAAAUGUGUUUCAAGUUAUUUGACACUACACUAUGAUAAAGCAAAGCAACAGCUCCACUGUGUGGCCAGAGUCAGAAUCUGUACUAUAAAAUCAGUGCAAGUCACCAGUGGAGACUGAAGCCAAGCAGGGCAAGGAAGUACAGGAUAAUAUCAUUACUACACACAGGAUAUAUGGCAGUGUUUGUUGCUGUGGCAACUGCAUCCCUACAGCAGGGCAGGAAGAAACAGUCCCUUUUACCUGAGAGUCUUAUC